Molecule: messenger RNA, 2090 nt
Organism: Dermacentor andersoni
Lineage: Eukaryota; Metazoa; Arthropoda; Arachnida; Ixodida; Ixodidae
Source: RefSeq, a predicted model, not a curated record
AGUGACUUCACCUUUUUUUACAUUAGUGGUAUAAAAAGGCAGAAAUAAGUCGUAGUGAGCACUUUAUGCAGGCGCUUAGCUUAGACAGAAUGUUUGCCUCUAAAUUUCUUACUGUGCUGCGGGCCGGCUGAAAUUCCCAAGUUGACAAAGAGAAAAUGGCAGCAAAAGGGCCGCGGGUGUCCAAAGAGCAGGCGGCUAUUCUCGUGCAGUUCAUCGAGCAGCACCCAUACCUGGCGAGAGCUUCUACAGAGUUCUCGCCACGUAUGACUGCUGCUCGAAAAAACGAACUGUGGGAGGAGGUGGCGGCGGUGCUUAACGCACAGGGGCCAGCCGUAAAGGCCACCAGCCGUUGGCGGAACCAUUGGGCCAAGAUGGCCCAUAAAGCGAAAAAAGAAGCGGCCAGGGCCGCGAGCGAGAAGAGGGCUACUGGAGGUGGCAAAGUGGGUGGCGUGGACGGCCGCGUCCUCGACGUCCUUAUGAGGACAGGAGGGGUCCUUGUUUCCCCCCCUGAGUACUUCCCCGAUAGCGAGGACGAGGCAAGUUCAGAGGAAGCUGCAGGGCCCAGCGGUUCCCGCAGACAUCUACCAGCGACAACUGCUUUCGUGGUGUCGGGCCCUGCAGCUGUUGCUGGGCCAAGUGGCCUUACACAGCCACCGGCUACCCCCCAGGUGCUGCGGCCUACCACCCAGGUGCCGCGGCCAACCCCGCAGGUGCCUCAGCCAACCCCGCAGGUGCCGCAGCCAACCCCGCAGGUGCCGCAGCCAACCCCGCAGCCAACCCCGCAGGUGCCGCAGCCAACCCCGCAGGUGCCGCAGCCUACCCCUCGAGAGCCACGGGCACCCCGUAGACAGCCCAGGCAGCAGGAACUUGAUGGUGCUGUGAUGACGGCUACUGCCGCAUACGUUCGCCAGAGCCAGUUGGAGGAAGCCAGAGUUCAAGAGGACACUCGCUUCCGCCAACAACUGCUGGAGCAAAACCGGCAGCACCACGAGGCCCACCUGCAGAGCCUGCGGCAGCACCACGAGGCCCACAUGGAGAGCCUGCGGCACCUCGGGGAGGAGGUGGCGGCAAUGCGGGAAGUGGAGUCUCAGCGCCUUGAAGUGCAGCGGCAACGCCUCGAAGUGGCGCGUCGGUCGCACGAGACCAACGAGCGCCUGCUUCAGCUGCUGCUGGCUGCACUGGGGCAUGGUGGCAGCCAAGCCCCUCCCCCCUCUCAGGCCCCACAUAAUUAAACGAUGCAAAGGUAGCAUAGGCAAGGAAUUUGUAACUUAUCUUAAAAUUUGCUGAUGUAUUAAUGAUAUGAAGGGCAAAUAUUGCUAGUUUGCAAAUAAAUAAUUGCUGAAGUCACCCUUUAAUGCAACCAUAAGUAGCAUAGCCGUUGCAGCAUGAAUUUUUUCUUCAAGGUUUACUUCAGCCAUAAGAGCGUGCACACCAUCAGGCUCACCUGCAAAAGUGCCUGUAGGCCUGGUGUGUGCGGGCAUUCCGACUGUGGCGCUGCAAUUUUGAGGUGCCUAGUUAUUGUCAUGUCAAUUUAAGCACGACGCCACACUGCAAGUGUUCUACAAUUUAAUCCUUGUCAUCGAAUGGUGAAAUUUUCAGGCCUUACUAUAAUGUCGAAAGCAACCUGUCAAUAUACAUAGCAAAAAAGAAAAAAGUUAUGAAAAUUCCUUGCCUAUGCUCCUUCUUUUCAUUUGUAAUGUUUAUUUUUUGUUUGUUGCAUAUGCAUAUUUGUUUGUGUCACUACGUACUGAGCUGGAAUGUCUCUUUUCUUGCACAUCUGUCUCAUUAUCAAACAAUUUGUUGUCAUUCAGUAAUCUUUCAGGUUGUGAUACAUUGUAUUUUAGCCCUUGUGGUGCAAUUUGUGUGUAAUAUUUAUGCAGUUUGUCUUACUGAAUAUCAUAUGGUGCUAUGGCUCUUUCAGUUUGAGCGCCACAACAGCAUGUUCCUUUCACAUGUAGUGAUGUACCUAGACAUUUCGCUGUGAUAAAUAUUCGGUUGGCAUGUGAUUUAAGCACCUGCUCAUUUCUGUUUCUGGUGCAGUUUAGGCCAGUUGUUAUUACUGUGUACUUGUGCAGUGUACAACAGUUUUC